UUACUCCAGAAAGCUCCUGCACACAUAGCUGAUACGCCACCUACUGCAAAGCUGAGCUGACAGCGCAGGCGACGCUGCUAGCAUUUCCAUUCCACUGCCAGACUGGGACUGAAUAAAGGCGUGUGUGUGCAGUAGUGUUUCUUUUUUAAAAAAAUCUCAAAGCCAAGAAGAACAAACUGAAAUAACAGCUUCAAGAAUGGAGCGUAAAAUAAUCAGAAGAGAAAAAGAAAAGGAAUAUGAAGGGAAACACAACAGCCUGGAAGACACUGAGCAAGGAAAGAACUGCAAAUCUACACUGAUGACCCUCAAUGUUGGUGGAUAUUUAUAUAUUACGCAAAAACAAACACUGACCAAGUACCCAGAUACUUUCCUUGAAGGUAUUGUAAAUGGGAAAAUUCUCUGCCCAUUUGAUGCUGAUGGACAUUACUUUAUAGACAGGGAUGGGCUCCUCUUCAGGCAUGUCCUAAACUUCCUACGAAAUGGAGAACUUCUACUGCCCGAAGGGUUUCGAGAAAAUCAACUUCUUGCACAAGAAGCAGAAUUCUUUCAGCUCAAGGGACUGGCAGAAGAAGUGAAAUCCAGGUGGGAAAAAGAACAGCUAACACCCAGAGAGACUACUUUCUUGGAAAUAACAGAUAACCAUGAUCGUUCUCAAGGACUGAGAAUCUUCUGUAAUGCUCCUGAUUUCAUUUCAAAAAUAAAAUCUCGAAUUGUUCUGGUAUCCAAAAGCAGGCUGGAUGGAUUUCCAGAGGAGUUUUCAAUAUCAUCAAAUAUCAUUCAAUUUAAAUACUUCAUAAAGUCUGAAAAUGGCACUCGACUUGUACUGAAGGAAGACAACACCUUUGUCUGUACCUUGGAAACUCUUAAGUUUGAGGCUAUAAUGAUGGCGUUAAAGUGUGGGUUUAGACUGCUGACCAGCCUGGAUUGUUCUAAAGGGUCAAUUGUUCACAGCGAUGCACUUCAUUUUAUCAAGUAAUUACCUGUCUCACAAACAAAGGCAACAAGCAUGCAGCCAGCAAGCUUCGGAAAACCACAGCAUCAAAGGCAUCCCAAAUAAUGUGCUCAGCUAGCUCUGCACCACAGAGCCUUGCUGCUAAUCAAGUACUGUGAGCUAACGGUAUGUAAAUUCUAUCACUAAAGAUGUCCUUCUCUGGGGUGCUCCUGCUGUUCAGACUCUUUCUCCUAAAAUGAAAACAGUAAUCAUCUAUAUAUUGUAAAUAAAAACUGAAUGCUUUUGUUAUUUGUUUAUUUUUCCUUAGCUGUCUUUCAAUCACCAUGUCUUGGUACUUGUACAAAAAGCAAGCAUGCAUAUUAUGUAUAGUUCAUUUAAAUAAAUGAUAAUGAAAUAUUUUAAGAGGCUGUAGGAUUUAACAUCCUAUUUAUGGCAAAAAUCUACAAAGAAACUGAACUGAUAAAAUUAACCACUGAGCAAAACAGAUGUGCAGCUCUACCUAAAGCAGAGCUAUAGUGAAAUAAAAUAUUGUAAAAAGGUAUUAAAGCUAUUCAUUUGAUUCUUAAUAGCUGGAACCAAAAGCUUAUUCACAGUUCUUGUAUUUCAUACUAAAAUUAUAGCUGAAUUGAUAUUUUGAUGAAAAUUCCUAGAAAACUGUUGAUGACAAUAAAAAAUAAAUAACACUGUCAGCUUCUUUGCUUGUAUAAAUAAUUAUAAUAAAAAGUUAAAUGUGUCACUUUAAAAAUAAAUAGUACCACUUGAUGAUUUUGCAUAACACCUAUAUUAUACAUUGAUGUAACUCAUGACAAGCUAUAAUAGCUCUCGCUGGUCUUUGGUCUUGCAAGUGACAAAAAUUAGCAAAUUCAUUUCUUUGUAUAACUGCGCUCCAAUAUAACAUGGAUAACUUAAUUUCAACAGGGUACAUGGCAUCAGAAUAAAGGAGUCCAUUUUCA
Molecule: messenger RNA, 1905 nt
Organism: Octodon degus (degu)
Lineage: Eukaryota; Metazoa; Chordata; Mammalia; Rodentia; Octodontidae
Gene: Kctd4
Product: potassium channel tetramerization domain containing 4
Exons: 1
Coding region: 197-976 (259 amino acids)
Biological process (GO): protein homooligomerization
Molecular function (GO): protein binding
Source: RefSeq, a predicted model, not a curated record